Messenger RNA from Medioppia subpectinata, 1622 nucleotides. The record is from the annotation of a GenBank genome assembly. NCBI's taxonomy places the organism in Eukaryota, Metazoa, Arthropoda, Arachnida, Sarcoptiformes, Oppiidae.
UUUUAAACAACGGAUCGAUCGCAGAGUCGGGAACACCGGAACAGCUCUUAGCGGACAACACAUCCAUCUUCUACUCAAUGGCUAAACAAGAAAAACUUGAUUUGAGUCAUACCUGGACUACAGAUUCAUUUCCAGAGUUUGCCCUUUGUUUUGAAGAGACGGCACUGGUAUGGAUGCCAUCCCUUAUAUUAUUUGUCACAUCACUGUAUGAAUGGCACAAUCGGUCGCCAGAAGUGAUCACAUCCAGGGCUUCAUCACAUCCCACGACAUGGACUCUACUCUCUAUUACUAAAAUUAUUUAUACAAUUGUUUUGACAAUCAAUUACAAAAAGAGAGGAAUGAAUACUUCGGGCGUUUUAUUCAUAUUCUGGUUGUGUUUGUCUAUCGGAACCGCUGUUAACUUCAAAACUGUACUUUCCAUAGCUUUCAGUGAAACACCGAUAGAGUCGAGUAUUAAUGUCUUCACAUUUACCACAAAAUCGCUUUCAUUCCCAAUAAUUAUCACUCAAUUAUUGUUCUCAUGUUUUGCGGACUCAACACAAGUCUUCACUACUGUUGCCGACAGAGAAAAUUCUAGUCCUGAAAAUCAAUCGUCAUUUUUAUCUCGACUCACAUUUUCAUGGUUUACACCAAUGAUUAUGAAUGGCUAUCGGAAACCAUUGACCACUGAAGACAUGUGGUCGCUCUCCACACAGAAUCGGACUAAUGUUUUCAUCAAACAAUUUAAUAAACACUGGAAACCAAUACAAAACAACAAAACCAAAAAUGCUAUCAAUAUAUUCCCAGUAGUGUUGAAGACCUUUUGGUCAACAAUAUUAUUCAACGCAUGCAUUCAAUUGGUGUCCACAUUAUUAACAUUCACUCAACCCCUGAUACUCGACCGACUCAUCACAUUCAUGACACCCGUCACCGACACCACCACCGCAACCGUCGAACCCAUUUGGAGGGGCUAUCUAUACGCUGGCGCUAUGUUUGUGUCGCCGGUGUUGGCAUCUGUGCUGAACGGACAGUACGAUCGUCGGCAGGACCUGUUGCUCAUGAAGAUUAGAUCCAGUUGUCUAAGGCUGUCUAGCGCUGGCCGUAAGGACUUUGCCACCGGCGAUAUCGUUAACCUGAUCUCAGCAGACAUGAUAUAUUUAACCUCAUUUUUCUAUUUUUUAAACAACCUAUGGCUGGGACCGGCAGUUGUUGCGAUUUCUACGUGGUUACUAUGGGCACAGUUGGGUGCGGCCACUCUGGUCGGCGUAUCAGUGCUCGUACUGUUGAUACCAUUUAACUCAUUUAUGAUAACCCGUGAGCACCGGUUGUGGGCAAAAAUACUCGCGUUUAAAGACAAAAGAGUGGCCGCUAUUACCGAGACUAUCAAUCACAUCAAAGUGUUGAAGCUAUACGGCUGGGAACCGGCGUUCAUGACCCGAGUGUUUGGCCACAGGGCUCAGGAGUGCGCAGCGUUGAGCUCAGUAAUGGUGAUCGGCGUCAUUUCUACUGCCAUUGUUAGUGCCACACCAUAUCUGUGCAGAGUUUCAGUGAAGCGAAUGAAUGCUUAUUUAAACGCUAAUGAAGUGAAUGAGAGUUUCGUUGACCACAAACCCAAUCAAAGGACUCCUAUUGUCGUCAAAAAC